GGCGGUGGAGAUGCAUUCAGUCGCUGGUUCCCCACUCGGAAGCAACCAAAUUCACUCCACUCUACUCUACUCAACUCUUCCCCCCAACAAACACACUCACCCGAAUCGUCGCUAUGAACUCCUUCUCAGUGUUCUUAGUGUUCGCGCUGGCCGCGCUGGCUGCAGCAGAGCCACCAUCCGGAUAUAACUAUCCUCGCGGCGGAGGCGGUGGUGGCGGCGGCUUUGGAGGCGGCUUCGGCGGCGGAUUCGGAGGCGGAUUCGGAGGUGGCGGCGGUGGCGGUGGCGGCGGCGGCGGCUACCAGGCUGUGAGCGGCGGCUUCCAGACCUCCGAGGGCCAGAACGUCGAUCCCCAGCUGCUGGAGCAGGUCCGUCAGAUCCUGCUGAACGAGGAGAGCAAGCAGGGCGGCGGCGGCGGCGGUGGAGGCGGCGGCGGUGGCUAUCCUAGUGGCCCAUCCACCAGCUACGGCCCACCGUCCACCAGCUACGGAGCCCCCGGAAUCGGAGGCGGCGGCCGUGUCGUGGGCAUCGAUCUGGAAGGCGUCCGCCAGGCCAUUCAGGUGGCCCAGUUCGCCCAGCAGAGCACCCAGCAGGGCGGUGGCGGCGGAUACCCCAGUGGCCCAUCUGGAUCCUAUGGAGCCCCCUCCAGGCCCAGCGGCAGCUAUGGAGCGCCCUUCUAGAUCUUUGAACAGGUCUCACAUCCGAAAGACACACCUCUGCCAAAAAUGAAUACCGACGGACACGACACCAACACCAUACCAAUUUGGGCAACCUGGACCUAAAAAGGAACUACCGAUCCGCUCUGAUCCCGAGAGAACUGGAGAUCGUUUCCCCUUCUCAAGCCCUCUUCCCAAACUCAGCGACUGUACCCCAAAACUCUCUAAGGCCCGAUCCCCAGAAUACCCAACCCAUUCGGUACUUCGUUUGGGGCUUUUUUGUAACCCUUGUAAAUAGUUUCUCACACUACUCGAAUACAAGAAAACCCGAAAACGAAAGCCACACAACAACACCCACAACACCAAGAU
Molecule: messenger RNA, 1022 nt
Organism: Drosophila erecta
Lineage: Eukaryota; Metazoa; Arthropoda; Insecta; Diptera; Drosophilidae
Product: keratin, type II cytoskeletal 1
Exons: 2
Coding region: 114-677 (187 amino acids)
Source: RefSeq, a predicted model, not a curated record